AUGUCUACUGGCACAGCCAACAGCAUGAGCAUCAGCAAACAUUUACAGAGCAACCGUCAGCUUAGUAAUUUGACUGAAAUUGCCAAACGGCUGCAGGUCAGAAGGAGCAAGAGGAAAAGGCAGGAAGAGUAUUCGGUGUGUGAGAGGCACAAUCAGUUCCUGACCCUUUUUUGCGGGAGGGACCUAGAGGUUUUAUGUGCACAGUGCAGUCUCUCCGUUCAACACCGGGAACACUUCAUUUGCCCCCUUAAGAAAGCUGCCUCUUAUCAUCGGAAAAUUCUAGAAGAUAGCAUUGAGCCCUUGCAGCACAACAUGGAACGAGUGGAAAAAGUGAUAACUCUGCAAACCAGCAAGAUUGUGGAACUGAAAAAGAAGGUAGAGUAUAGGAGAGAAGAAAUCAUUUCUGAAUUUGAGCAACUUCGACUGUUUCUGCAGAAUCAGCAAGAGGCUCUUCUUAGGCAGAUGAAAGAUGAAGAGACGGACACUUUAACGAAACUAAAUGCAAACCGUGUAACAUUUUCAGAUCAUGCUUCCACGUUAAAACGUCUUCUGAAGGAGGUAAAGUGCAAGUGUGUGCAGUCAGAACUGGAAUUACUGACACAUGUUGAAGGUAUCUACCACAGGUAUCAAAACCUAAAACGUCCUGAGCUCUUUUUAUUCCGAUUAAAGAAAUACAGAUUUAGUCUUCCUCCACAGUACUCUGGCUUGGACAAACUUAUCAAGUCAUUUCAAGUAAAUGUGAUUCUAGAUCCUGAAACAGCACACCCUUGCCUUAUUAUCUCUGAGGAUGGAAAAACUGUACAUUAUGGAAAGAGAAAACAAAACCUUUGUUAUAACCCAAGGAGAUUUUAUCUCUGCCCUGCUGUCCUGGGUUCUGAGAGAUUUAGUUCCGGCCGAUAUUACUGGGAGGUAAAAGUGGGAAAUAAGCCUAAAUGGACCGUGGGGGUGUGCCGAGACUAUUUUCCAAGAAAUUGGCGGAAUCAGCCAGUAGUGGAGGGUGGAUUCUGGGCGAUUGAGCGAUACGUUGAAAGCAUUUACGUUAUUCUGGGUCCUAAGAGAACUCCGCUUCUGCCCACAGUAAGACCCAGUAAAGUUGGAAUAUUUUUGGACUAUGAGUUGGGUGAGGUUUCCUUUUACAAUAUAAAUGAUAGAUCUCUUCUCUAUACUUUUAAUGAUUCUUUUACAGAAGCCCUUUGUCCCUAUUUCUAUGUUGGAACGGAUUCUGAACCUCUUAAAAUCUCUUCAGUAACAAAUGAUGAAAGAUGAAGUGCCUGGGAAAAUAAUACUGUCUCAGCGUCUAGGGGUAACUUAGUAAACUUAGUCUCAAUAAUUAGGGAUUCUGAUGGUUUACUGCUGAAAACCAGAAUAGAUUUUUCUCCUUCAUUUUCAGCAACUAUAAAACAUGAUAGUAACACCAAUUUUAUAGAUGUUUAGAGAUGCUUUUAAUUU
This is a messenger RNA of Suricata suricatta (meerkat), 1449 nucleotides long. Its product is annotated as tripartite motif-containing protein 60-like. The transcript is spliced from 2 exons. The record is from RefSeq and is a predicted model, not a curated record. Bases 1 to 1266 code for a protein of 421 amino acids. NCBI's taxonomy places the organism in Eukaryota, Metazoa, Chordata, Mammalia, Carnivora, Herpestidae. Gene Ontology annotation, molecular function: protein binding; zinc ion binding.